AUGGAUCCGAAAUUGACGGAGGGUGAUGAAGAAGGUCCAUCGUUUUCUGAAAAUAAGACGGUAAAUUUUAAUCUUCCUUCUCUUCCUAUAAAUGUUACUGCUUUAUCCAGUACCUUUCCACAAUCUAUAUCGGCUGUACAACAACUGUGCUCUGUAAAGGGUACUACGAGUAAAAAGCGUCGUCUUCUUGGGGAACAAGAUAGGAUUUCUGCCUUAAUGUCAUUAAAUGAAUUCGAGGACGAUUAUAAAUCAGAAGCUCAUCGAAUUUCAAGUAAAACUCGACUAAGUCAACUGACAUAUUCUCGUGCUUCAAGUGAUAGUAAAUUGUAUCCGGAGACUGUGGAUUCUGUUUUACCCUUAAUCAAACCAGUUAGCAUAGUCAUCACAGAUUGUUUCCUUGAAUCAGAAGAAGAUGAUAUUGUUGAUUCCGGGCAAUUAGUGAAGAAGCGUCGAAAAAAUAAUGUUGUUUUAGAUGAAGAGAAGAAUGUUUCGAGAGAUAAUAGCGAGAUGUUGAAGCUACCAGUGUCCUCUCUACAGGCAUUGUCACCGAUCCCUUACCGUUGUGAAGAUGAUGUUGCGAUUCCAGACGUUGUUGCUUCAGAUGGAGCAAAACAUGCUUCGAGUGAUGGUAUGGUGAUAUUGAAGCUACCAGUGUCCUCUCUACAGGCAUUGUCACCGAUCCCUUACCGUUAUGAAGAUGAUGUUGCGAUUCCAGACGGUAUGUGUUUUUUUUUCAGUCGUUGUGGUUGUUUGUUUAUUGAUGUUUGA
Molecule: messenger RNA, 768 nt
Organism: Schistosoma haematobium
Lineage: Eukaryota; Metazoa; Platyhelminthes; Trematoda; Strigeidida; Schistosomatidae
Product: transmembrane and coiled-coil domains-containing protein 7
Exons: 7
Coding region: 1-768 (255 amino acids)
Source: RefSeq, a predicted model, not a curated record